AUGUCGCGGGGCGCUCAGGAUUCGACAGGAGGACAGGAGGGAUUGGUGGCCCCUCCCUUCGCAGCGUUCCCCCCUCCCCCCCCUCCUCAGAACGGGCUGCCAGGCGCAGAGUUCGUCCCCGCGGCCAUGUUCGCAGCCGGGGUCCAAAGCCCAGCAGAGGUGGGGGCCGGGGCCAUCAUAGGCAGCCCCUCUGCCUCCCCCAACAACAACUUUUGUGUUUUCCCAGCAGAGUCCUCAGUCCAUGGCUCUCCAGAGAAGGUUAACGUCUCUCCAGAGAAGGUUUGCGUCUCUGCCGGCGGCGGCGCUAUUCUUCCUUGCAGUUUCCCUCCCAACGAUGUCUUCCGCACGUUGGAAUGGUCCAAGACAGACCUGAAGAAAGUGAUCGUCUUUCUGUUCCGCGACAACCGCGAGGAUCUCAUAGAGCAGAGCCCGCUCUACGGUUCCCGGACGAACCUCUCUGUGGAAGGUCUGAAGAGUGGAAACGCCUCGCUCAGGAUCUCCAACGUUCAAGCGGCGGAUGCAGGAACGUAUCAAUGCAUGAGGAUGUGGAAGAAAGGCCAAGAAAAUAUUACAGAAGUGGAGCUUUUUGUUGUUGGAGGGCUUCCAUUCAUUUCCACAGUAUGGGGCGUUUCAGGACACACAUGGUGGGAGGUGCAAACAGGCUGCACAUUGCAUCAUGUAGAUCUAGGAUAG
Notothenia coriiceps (black rockcod) is the source of this 693-nucleotide messenger RNA. RefSeq names its product V-set domain-containing T-cell activation inhibitor 1-like. Lineage: Eukaryota; Metazoa; Chordata; Actinopteri; Perciformes; Nototheniidae. The record is from RefSeq and is a predicted model, not a curated record. Gene Ontology annotation, cellular component: external side of plasma membrane. Gene Ontology annotation, biological process: T cell receptor signaling pathway; regulation of cytokine production. Gene Ontology annotation, molecular function: signaling receptor binding. The transcript has 4 exons. The coding region runs from base 1 to 693 and encodes 230 amino acids.